GUCGUCGACUGCUAGACCAGACGAAAAGUGAAGGGCAAUUGUUAUAAUUUCUCACGUUCGGAUCUCGUGAGGAGAGUCACAAUUUUCCUUGAAAAUGAGCUAAUAGUAGGCAUUUCUAGGUUAAUUCCAGAACUAAUCCUAAAAAAUUGGGACAGUUCUGGCCUGUAGCUAGUAAAUAAUUUAUUGUCUUGGGUAAGCAGUUUAGUGUGCUGGUGUAAGGGUUGGUGUUUGGUUUGUUCUGUGACUUCAAAUAUUUGAAAUGUAUAGUCGAUAUAAAAAGUUAAAAGAUGUGCUAUUUGGGCGGUAUUUGUGGGCUACCAAUACUGUUAGUUGUGGACUUCUUCUAACUGCUGGAGACAUCAUUCAACAAAAAAUUGAAGUGUACACCAACUCUAGUCAAAGCAAUGGUGCAAUUGAUGUUGACCGAAUAGGUCGAAUGGGAACUGUUGGCCUCGUUCAAGGAUUACCAAAUCAUAUUUGGUACACGUGGCUUGACCGUUUUCUACCAGGCAAAUCUCUGAUGACGGUGGGUAAAAAAAUCGUCGCAGAUCAAGUUAUCUGUUCCCCCAUAUCUUCGGCUUCGUUCUUUGUUGGUGCCGGUAUGUUGGAGGGCUGUUCAAUGUCGCAAGGAUGGGAGGAAUACAAAUCAAAGUUUCUGUUAGUGUAUAUUACUGAUUGCAUCGUAUGGCCACCGAGUCAGUUGAUAAACUUUCUACUAGUCCCGGCCGUCUAUCGUGUUCUCUACGUCAACGUGUUUACCGUAGCCUGGAACGUGUUCCUAUCUUACGCUAAACAUUUUGAUCGACUGAAAAUAAACGAAAAUGCCGAACUAUACCCUACCAGCCACAAACGCAAAGAAUUGUAGAUUAAAAUCUCACAAAACUGUAGACAUAGUUGUAUUUAUGUAAAAAUGCAUAACGCAAGCGCCUGACGAAUACACAAGUGACAAUUGGCACAUGUGCAAUUGGCAAAAGUG
This is a messenger RNA of Daphnia pulex (common water flea), 976 nucleotides long. Its product is annotated as mpv17-like protein 2. The record is from RefSeq and is a predicted model, not a curated record. Lineage: Eukaryota; Metazoa; Arthropoda; Branchiopoda; Diplostraca; Daphniidae. Bases 260 to 865 code for a protein of 201 amino acids. The transcript is spliced from 4 exons. Gene Ontology annotation, biological process: mitochondrial ribosome assembly. Gene Ontology annotation, cellular component: membrane; cytoplasm.